Canis lupus familiaris (dog) is the source of this 2172-nucleotide messenger RNA. Its product is annotated as collagen alpha-1(I) chain-like. Bases 1 to 2172 code for a protein of 723 amino acids. The transcript is spliced from 10 exons. NCBI's taxonomy places the organism in Eukaryota, Metazoa, Chordata, Mammalia, Carnivora, Canidae. The record is from RefSeq and is a predicted model, not a curated record.
AUGGUGAAAAGGAGCUCUCUGGAGAUAGAAGGGCUGCCGACCCGGACUCUGACCGUGACCGUGACCCCGGUGGAAACUACCAAGGGCUGCUCACCCUAUGCCACAUCUGACUUGUCCACACGGCCAAGUCCUGAUCGGGAGCUCGCUCCUCCACGAGGACUCCUCCACGAUGCUGCUCCUGAGGCCCUACCUACAGGCCCGGGCUCCCGGCUGCUGCGUUUUCAGCUCGGCCCUUCGCUCCCUCCGCGCCUGCAAGUAGGCGGUACCGCGGGCGCCGGCGGGCGAGCUUCCCCCACGACCCCCGGGCCCCACCCGGACCGCGAGCGCCCCGCGGGGCGCCGGCCACUGCCCCCUCCUCCCCAGGGGCGGCUCCGGGGCCCGGCGGGGUCGGACCACACGCGGCGCGGGCCGAGCGCGAAGCCGCCAGCUCCCGGCGCAGCUUGGCUUCCCCGCGGGUCGCUCCGGGCCAGGCCGCGUCCAGCAGCGCCCGGGGCCGCCUCCGCAGGGACGCACGAGCCUCGGCCCCGGCCCCCGCCCCUGCCCCCACCCCAGCCCCGGGGGGACCCCAGGCCGCUGACCUCAGGCCGCUCGGCGCCCGCCGGCUGCAGGACGCGCGCAGGGCUCAGCCACGCGCACGGCGCCAGCGCCCAUCCGCCCCCGGCCCCUCCCCCGCACGCCGCGCGCUCCAGCACCCCCGGGGACGCCCCGGACGCGCAGGCGCCGCCCCGCUCCGCGCACGCCGAGGCCAGGGCGCCACCGCCGGCCCGGGUCCCUCCCUCCUCCCCGGCGGGGGCUCGGCUCCGGCCGCGCUCCCAUUGGCUGAGGCUGCGCCGCCGCCCAGGCCCCGCGUCCCCGCCGCGCCCCGCAGCCCCGGGCCCCAGUCCGGCCCCCAGCCCGAGACCUACCCCUUGCGGGGCGUCGGCCUCCAGCGCCAACCGCCUUCGGGAGCGGCCGGGCUCGCGCGCGGCGGAGCAGGCUUUGAAGCAGAAACAGCUGGUGGAGAAAUACUCCCCUCUUCCCGUCUUCCGACGGGACAGUUCUGAGAGUAAGCCGAUUAUUAACCCGGAAGAGGCAUCCCUGCCCACCUUUCAGGGUUAUUCUCAGCAGACCUUUCGCAACUGCCCUGCCCUCGAGGGCCUCACUAAGGAGCUCUCAGAGACAGGCAGGAAGUACUGGGGCUCCCAAGAGAUCGGCUGGGCCAGCCAAGGCCUGGGUCCGGAUCGGAGUGACUGUGGCUUGUCCCCCUCCAGGACUGGGCGGUGUUGGUGGAGAUGGAGAGGCCCGCAGAAGGCAGGCCCCGGGCAGGCCAGCACCGACUCGCUCCCGCAUCGCGGCCCCCCAACCCCGCCAAGGCCGGAGCCCCAGGUGGCGGCCACCGAGGGCGGCGCUUCAGCGGACCGCGGCUGCCUCGUCCCUGCCCGCACCGCUGCCGCACCCCUGCCCGCCUUCCCGCCGGAGGCUCCUAGUCUCCAGGGCGCGGGGACGGGUGCGCUGCUGCUGCGGCUGGGUGCCGGGCGCCCAACAGCACCCCACACCCCGCGCCCGGGCGCCCGCGGACCCCACCAGCCAGCCGGGCCCGCAGGCUUCCGGGGCUCCAGCGCGCCUCCCGCAGGGCCCCCCCCCGCCACCCCCCGCAGCGCCCCCUGCAGCCCCGUGCUCCCGCCCCCUGGGCCCCACGCAGCGCCGCCCCCGCCACCCCCAGCGCCCCCUGCAGCCCCCUCCACGCCCCCGCCCCUCCCCCCAUACACCCCGCCCCUCCCCCCCGACGGCGCCCGGGGGCCGCGCCCGAGCGGGGUCCGCCUUGGCGUCGACCCGGGAACCACCACGCGAGGCCGCUCGUCGGCGUCGGGCGGGGAGCAGGGCAGGACGCGGGCUCGGGGCGCCCUGGGAGGGGAGCCCGCCUCGGCCGGCGCCCCAAGGGGAGCCCCCGUGCCCCUGGUCCCUGCCCGCGGGACGGCCCCGGCGGCCUCGGGGGAGGACACGGGGGACCGCGCCCCGCCCGCGCUGCCGGCCCGAGCCUGCGGGGCCCUCGGGACCGAACUCCGCGCCCCCCCCUGCGCCCUGGACCCCGGGGCCGGGCCGGGCCGACCCCCCGACCCCCGCGUGGUCGCCCUCGGGCUUCCAUCCCCGCAGGCUGCUGCCUGCUCGCUUUUCAGCACGUGCAUUGUGUGA